GGGCCAGCCUCCUCACUCACCUCCCCUUACUCCACCGCCUGCCAGGCUCAGCAGCUGCCCAGCUGCCUCAGCCCCGAAACCAUGCUUCCAGGUCUCCUGUGGCUGGGCCUCACUCUGCUGGGUGUCCUGCAGACCCAGGCUCAUGGCCCCACCAAAAACCUGAUCCCAGCCCCACCUCUGUCCAGGGUCCCGCUGCAGCCAAAUUUCCAAGAUGACCAGUUCCAGGGGAAGUGGUAUGUCGUGGGCCUGGCGGGGAACGCAGUUUCAAAAGAAGAACAAGGCCGGUUUAAGAUGUACACCACCACCUAUGAGCUGAAAGAUGACCACAGCUACAAUGUCACCUCCACCUUGCUCAAGGGCCAGACCUGUGACUACUUUAUCAGACCUUUUGUUCCAAGUUCCCGGCCUGGCCAGUACACCCUGGGCAACAUUAGGACUUACCCUGGACUGCAGAGCUACACCGUGCGAGUGGCCGCCACCAACUACAACCAGUUCGCCAUGGUGUUCUUCAAGAAGGUCUCCUCAAACCGGGAGUACUUCAAGACCACCCUCUACGGGAGGACCAAGGAACUACCCCGUGAACUGAGGGAGAACUUCAUCCGCUUCGCCAACUCCCUGGGCCUCACCAGUGACCACAUCAUCUUCCCUGUCCCGAUCGACAAGUGCAUCGAUGACCAGUGAGCAGGUGGUGCCUCCUGUCUCUCUCCUUCCCCAUUGCCCUCACAUCAGCCUCUGCCCAAGAUGCCGCCCAGCUGCCCCCACCAGCCUGGACACCAGUGAGAGGGCCAGGAGACCCUUCUCACAGUUCAGCCCACCCAGCUGCCCCCUAAGCCACCCUGCUGAUGGAAUUGCUCCCUGACUGCCAAAUAAACCCAUGCUCCCAGUC
Messenger RNA from Artibeus jamaicensis (Jamaican fruit-eating bat), 886 nucleotides. It is a transcript of the gene LCN2, whose product is annotated as lipocalin 2. The record is from RefSeq and is a predicted model, not a curated record. Gene Ontology annotation, molecular function: small molecule binding. The transcript has 7 exons. Lineage: Eukaryota; Metazoa; Chordata; Mammalia; Chiroptera; Phyllostomidae. Bases 82 to 681 code for a protein of 199 amino acids.